CGAGUUGUCACGUGAUAUGAUAACCGGAAGCCUGAGCCGACCUACAUAAAACAUGCAUCGUAUCCAGAAAGUAGAAAUAAAAGAAUGAUAGAACAAUGUAUUCGUACAAUUAAAUUAUUUUACUACAGAUUACUGCUUAGGACGUGUAGUCCGUCAACUCGACGAUGAAGCUACGUGUCCAGUUGCAGUGCAAAAAUCUGCAUGAAUAUUUGAGGGAGCUGAGUCCUGACAUUUUGGACAGACUCUACAACCACCCGGCAACAUGUCUGGCUGUCUACAGAGAACUCCCUUCUCUGGCCAAAACCUAUGUGAUGCGUAUGCUUUUUCUGGACCAGCCACUACCACAGGCUGGAGUGGCAUUGUGGGUAAAGAAGGACAGCCAGAAGGACCACGAUGAAUGUGUGUCAAUGCUGACCGGACUCAGGCUCUGGCACAGUCAGCAGCUGCAGGGCGGACUGCAGGGAUACAUCCUGAAUCUGGUCUUCAAGGAUAACCUUAGGAUCGCUCUGCUUGGCGGGGGCAAAGCGUGGGCGGACGAGGGCAGCGCUCUGGGGCCUGAUCGUCACGCGCGCGACAUUGACAGUCUCGACCACUACGCUAUGGAGCGCUGGGAGGUGAUUCUGCACUUCAUGGUGGGAUCCACCAGUGCUGCCGUCAGCCAAGAUCUGGCACAGCUGCUGGUUCAGGCCGGACUCAUGAAGAGCGAGUCCGGAGAAGCCCCCUACAUCACCUCAGCUGGUUUCCAGUUCCUGCUGCUGGACACUGCUUCUCAGCUGUGGUACAUCACGCUGCAGUACCUGAAAACUGCGCAGACCCGAGGGAUGGACCUGGUGGAGAUCUUGUCUUUCUUAUUCCAGCUCAGUUUCUCUACUUUAGGCCGGGAUUACUCCGUGGAGGGCAUGAGUGAGUCCUUACUCACUUUCCUGCAGCACCUGAGGGAGUUCGGACUGGUCUUCCAGCGGAAGAGAAAAUCCAGACGCUAUUACCCCACCAGAUUGGCCAUCAAUGUGGCUGCAGGGGUCACGACCAGCGCUACCAACUCCAGUACGUCGUUCACUCCCACCGGAGAUGCAGGCUACAUUAUAGUGGAAACAAAUUAUCGCGUCUACGCUUACACAAACUCGGAACUACAAAUUGCUCUGGUGGCUCUCUUCAGCGAGAUGCUCUACCGCUUCCCCAACGUUGUGGUGGCUCAUGUGACAAGGGAGUCCGUUCAACAGGCCAUCUCCAACGGCAUCACUGCACAGCAGAUCAUUCACUUUCUAAGGACGAGAGCUCACCCAGUUUUGCUCAAACAGACUCCAGUGCUGCCUCCCACUGUCACAGAUCAGAUCCGACUGUGGGAGCUGGAAAGAGAUCGACUGCAGUUCACAGAAGGCGUGCUGUAUAACCAGUUCCUCUCUCAGGCUGACUUCGAGGUGUUGAGAGACAGAGCUCAGGGUCUGGGAUGUCUGGUGUGGCAGGAUGUCGCACACAGGGUGCUGGUGGUGACGCCGCAGGGACACAGCGAGGUCAAGAGAUUCUGGAAACGACAAAAGUCGCACACGUGAUGACAGGGGG
Molecule: messenger RNA, 1560 nt
Organism: Cynoglossus semilaevis (tongue sole)
Lineage: Eukaryota; Metazoa; Chordata; Actinopteri; Pleuronectiformes; Cynoglossidae
Gene: gtf2h4
Product: general transcription factor IIH, polypeptide 4
Exons: 14
Coding region: 165-1550 (461 amino acids)
Biological process (GO): nucleotide-excision repair
Cellular component (GO): transcription factor TFIIH holo complex; transcription factor TFIIH core complex
Molecular function (GO): double-stranded DNA binding; ATPase activator activity
Source: RefSeq, a predicted model, not a curated record